GAGGCGUGUCAAUAAACUAGGGUGUCGCCUUGGUGGGUCCAUUCGAAGGCGACGGCGGUCGUCUAUGUUUCGGUUUCAAACAAUUCGGGAGAUAUAAUCAGGAUAACAAGGGUGUUUAUUCUCCAAAAUAUCGUUUCCGAAACCCUUUUACUCUCCCGGACUGCUAAUCCAGAGUGACUGGAAUGAAGGGGUAUGCCACGAAUUUGAAUUAGCUCGCUUGUAGUUUGAAGAAAGAGUAAGUCGGGUUGAGGGGAGCCAUUUUGUCCCGACUGUGUGGGAGAAAGGAAGAGUGGAAAAAGGGAUAUCUCACAGAAGAGGAAAAUCCAGCUCCCUCUUUAGACAACAGGACAAGCCAACUGCACGGCUGCGGGUAUCACCGUGAGCUAGCUAGCAAGCUAUCAUCAUCAACACCCUUCACUCAAGUGCUAUGGUAUUGAUUGAAACCUGGUAAGGCGAGCUAGCUAGCUAAAUAUCAACAAGGAUUUCUACAAAUUUAUCAAGCUGUUUGUUCGAUUUGUUAGCGUGGCGAUUGCUCACCUGGUCCCCGAAGUGGAUUUUGACAUAGUAACAUUAGUAAAUUUACAUUUUUUAUAUAAAUGGCGAAGAAGACAUACGAUCUGUUAUUCAAGCUUCUCCUGAUCGGAGAUUCUGGUGUUGGGAAGACAUGCGUGCUGUUUCGCUUCUCCGACGAUGCGUUCAACACCACCUUCAUCUCCACCAUAGGAAUCGAUUUUAAGAUCAAAACAGUUGAAUUACAAGGAAAGAAGAUCAAGCUACAGAUAUGGGACACGGCAGGCCAGGAGCGGUUCCAUACCAUCACCACCUCCUACUACAGAGGCGCCAUGGGCAUCAUGCUGGUGUAUGACAUCAGCAACGCUAAGAGCUUUGAGAACAUCAGCAAGUGGCUGCGGAACAUUGACGAGCAUGCAAACGAAGACGUCGAGAGAAUGCUGCUAGGCAACAAGUGUGACAUGGAGGACAAGCGAAUCGUACCAAAGGCGAAGGGGGAACAGAUUGCCAGGGAGCAUGGUAUCCGUUUUUUUGAAACAAGUGCAAAAGCGAACAUCAACAUCGAGAAGGCAUUCCUCACGUUAGCAGAAGACAUCCUCAGAAAGACGCCCGUAAAAGAGCCCAACAGUGAAAAUGUGGAUAUCAGCAGUGGAGGUGGUGUCACAGGGUGGAAGAGCAAGUGCUGCAGCUGAACAACCUCACAUAGACUCACACACACACACACACACACACACACACACACACACA
This is a messenger RNA of Alosa alosa (allis shad), 1257 nucleotides long. RefSeq names its product RAB10, member RAS oncogene family (gene rab10). Gene Ontology annotation, molecular function: GTPase activity; GTP binding. Lineage: Eukaryota; Metazoa; Chordata; Actinopteri; Clupeiformes; Clupeidae. The transcript has 6 exons. Gene Ontology annotation, biological process: cellular response to insulin stimulus. The coding region runs from base 597 to 1202 and encodes 201 amino acids. Gene Ontology annotation, cellular component: Golgi apparatus; insulin-responsive compartment; recycling endosome. The record is from RefSeq and is a predicted model, not a curated record.